Molecule: messenger RNA, 7412 nt
Organism: Lutzomyia longipalpis
Lineage: Eukaryota; Metazoa; Arthropoda; Insecta; Diptera; Psychodidae
Gene: sei
Product: potassium voltage-gated channel subfamily H member 6
Exons: 26
Coding region: 1252-4956 (1234 amino acids)
Biological process (GO): membrane repolarization during action potential; potassium ion transmembrane transport
Cellular component (GO): membrane
Molecular function (GO): inward rectifier potassium channel activity
Source: RefSeq, a predicted model, not a curated record
UCACGCUGUAUUUCUGUAGCGCCUUUGGCACAAUUUUCCUCAGAAAUAAUGACGUAUUUAGAGGCAAUACGACUUUUUUUCUCACACUUUCCCCACGUGGGUCUCUCUCUCCGCCAUGGUUUCCUCACAUUAUGUGUAUGCGUCUCUCUGGGUUUUUCGGUUUUUCACAUUGCCGUUAAGGCUUUUCCAACACACGCCGAGGUAUACGAAUAAUGAAAGGCAGAGGAAUUUUGUGAGAAUAUAGUGGUGAAAAUACGUGUGCAGCAGAGUGGCUAUGGUGGCUAAGAGAGAGCGAGGAAAAUUCAAACCGAACGAGACACGAUGCCACGUCCCGACGCAGCCAUCAGCAGACGUUGAAUUUUCCGGUGAGAGCUGUCUCAGUCGAUGUCGAGUCGCUGAAUGGAAAAUGGACAUGUUGCACAAAUCGUGAAUUUUUUAUCACCUUAUCAAACAAAAUAUUAAAGUGCAUUUCCCUCCCCGCCCCGCCCGGAUAUGGUGGUCUUACUGUGAUUGUACCGCGCCCCAGUUACAGUGUUUCUCACCCCCCUCACUCAUCCACAAUUGUGUUUGUUACCACCCUUUUCCACCUACAAUUUUCCCCACAAAUGAAGCCCUAAACUGUGCGAAAGGACUUUUAUUAUUUUUUUCCUCUCGUUUUAUUUUUGCUUAAAUGUGGAAAGUGCAAAAAAAGGCGUGAUUAAGGGGAUAGUUAGUGUGUGUUUGUGUGAGAUGCAAGGAGUUGUGUUAUAGUGAAAUUUUAAGGAAGAAAUAGUUAUGAUAUCUCAAUGCCCAAAUUGAGGGGGCAUAAUUAAUGGAUAAUCCUCGGAAAAUUCGAGGUAGUACACACAACAAAAGGUCAGAGACGGACCCACCUCUUUUGCAGAACAAGAGGAAGAAGCAAAAUAACUAAUAAAAUAAAAUGAGGUGAGACUCGAACAAAUGAAAAAGAAGAAAACUCUGAAUGAGACAAAAACAACAACAAAUAAAACAUAAAAUAAAUAAGAAUAAAUAAAUGAAAAAUAUAUCAAAGUGAAAAGAUGGUGCUUAAGAAGUGUAAAAAAUUGCCUAAAUAGUUGUGUAGUGAUAUAGUGCAAUAUUAUUUGCCUUUUGCCGUGCAAGCCUUUAUUGUGAAAAAAUUCUAAGCGCUUUUGCGUAUACAAAAAAUUAAAUACAUCACCAUCGAAAGCGUGGAGCAAACGGAUUCUCUUAUAGCGGAUAAGUUUAGCAAGUGUGGAAGGGUUCUCGUCCAAUAUGCCAGUGAGACGAGGUCAUGUCGCCCCCAAGACAACCCUCAUUGAGACCAUCAUCCGGAAAUUUGAUACACACAAUCGUAGCUUUCUUGUUGCAAAUGCCCUUCCAGACUCCCAUCAUAUUAUCUUCUGUUCCGAUGGCUUCUGCAAGAUGACGGGCUACACCAGGGCCGAGGUGAUGCAGCGAUCGGCUAGCACUGAUUUUCUCCAUGGACCAAUGACGUCGCAAUUGGCUGUGAAUCUUGUAAGGGAAGCCCUAAUCAAGGGCUUCGAGAAGCACUUUGAAAUACUCUACUACCGAAAAAAUGGAACCAAAUUUCUCUGCUCCGAAGUAAUUGCACCAAUCCGUUCCGAGGCUGACGAUAUUUCCCUCUACAUUAUUAAUUUCGAAGACUUAACAUUGCCACAGCAGAAUGAAUCUCUCGAAACACGGUUUAGCAAAUUCGACAGGGCACGUGCUAGCUUUAGGCAAUCCCUCAAAUUCGGCAGUAUGGGUCUCCGCGACAGAGGCUUGAGACUUGCUGGGUACCUGACUCCUCCAUCGGAUGUUACGCAAGAAGAGGAGGAGAUCCAUGAGAAUGCAUCGCAGCCCAGUCAGAUGACAAAGGGCGACGGUACAUCCGUGUGGAGCCCAAUGUCGACACCAACCCUAAUUAGGACAAAUGAGCUUGUGGGAGACAAGAAGGGCAGCGAGUCCGUUGUGCUGGAGGAGCUGAAAGUCGAUAGUCCCAUGAAGGUGUGUCAUCAGGCGGGCACGAGUAGUGGCGUGAAAAUGCCGUGCCACGGACCGCAGAGAGCCAUUUAUCAGAUUGAAUCGAUAUCAUUCCAGAGGGUGGCACCCGAUUCGCGAAUAAGGACUGAUGCGGGGCAGACCAAGAGUUGGGACUUUGAGGCUCAACAUGAUAAAUAUCCUGACCAAAAACUAAUCCAGGUCUAUGAAAGUAACCUAAAGAACUGUCGCGGCCUCAUUGAGAAGCGAGCGCACACAAUCGACGACUUUAUGAAAGGCACAACGGGACACUCAUCGAGGCAAUAUUUUCCCUAUGUGUCGUCCGAGAGUGAUUUGCAGCGCUACAAAGCAAUCUCCUUUCGGCACAGCUCAUGCCAUGAGCCACGUUCAAGUUCCUCCCUGUCCAACGUGCCUUCCGAUGUGAAAUCAGACAGAGUUAAGGAUAAUGGGUCAGCGAAUUAUUUUCAAGGAACACGCCAUACAUCACCGAAUAUGGGGGAGAAAGUUGCUCAGGUAUUAUCCUUGGGCGCUGAUGUCCUGCCCGAAUACAAACUACAGAGUCCACGAAUACACAAGUGGACCAUCCUGCACUACUCCCCCUUUAAGGCGGUAUGGGACUGGAUUAUCUUGAUUCUUGUUGUAUAUACGGCCAUUUUUACGCCAUACGUUGCAGCAUUUUUACUCAGUGAGCCUGACUUCAAUCAGAGACGCAAUCGUAAAUAUGCUGACGACCCCAUUGUGAUAAUUGAUUUAAUAGUGGAUGUUACAUUUGUGAUAGAUAUUUUAAUAAAUUUUCGCACAACAUUUGUUAAUGGUCAGGACGAGGUUGUUUCUCAUCCUGGCCGAAUAGCUGUGCACUACUUAAGUGGGUGGUUUCUCAUCGAUUUAGUAGCGGCAAUACCAUUUGACCUCCUACUGGUCGGAAGUGAUACCGAUGAGCUGGGCUUGGAUAAAGACGAGACCACAACCCUCAUUGGACUACUGAAGACUGCCCGUCUCCUUCGGCUUGUGCGAGUAGCAAGGAAGAUCGAUAGAUACUCAGAAUAUGGAGCUGCUGUAUUAGUCCUUCUAAUGGCGACAUUUGCUCUCAUUGCCCACUGGUUGGCUUGCAUUUGGUAUGCAAUUGGAAAUGCUGAGAGACCAAUUUUAAAGGCAAAAAUUGGAUGGUUAGAUUCCCUAGCGAGUGAUAGUCAAGAAUAUUAUUUUCCCAAUGGCACGGGAGGUCCUUCAAUUAAGUCACGCUACGUUACAGCGCUAUAUUUUACAUUUACAUCCCUAACUUCUGUUGGCUUUGGAAAUGUUGCACCCAAUACAGAUGCUGAGAAAAUCUUCACAAUUUGCGUUAUGCUCGUUGGAUCUCUCAUGUAUGCAAGUAUCUUCGGUAAUGUUUCGGCCAUUAUACAGCGACUGUACUCUGGCACAGCACGGUAUCAUACUCAGAUGCUCCGUGUGCGAGAAUUUAUUCGUUUUCAUCAGAUACCAAAUCCCCUGCGACAGCGUCUACAGGAAUAUUUUCAGCAUGCAUGGGCGUAUACAAAUGGUAUAGAUAUGAAUUCUGUACUAAAAGGCUUCCCUGAAUGUCUCCAAGCAGACAUUUGUCUCCAUCUCAAUCGGAAUCUCCUCACAAGUUGCUCCGCCUUCGAGGGAGCCAGCCCCGGGUGCUUGAGGGCUCUUUCGCUUAAAUUCAAAACAACCCACGCUCCCCCGGGUGAUACUCUCGUGCACAAGGGUGAUGUUCUUACAUCCCUCUACUUUAUUGCAAGAGGUUCCAUCGAGAUUCUCAAAGAUGACGUCGUAAUGGCAAUUCUCAGCAAAGAUGACAUCUUUGGUGAAAAUCCCUGCAUCUACACAACUUUAGGGAAAUCCAAUAGCAACGUUCGUGCCCUCACGUAUUGUGACUUGCACAAAAUACAUCGAGAAGACCUCUUGGAUGUUCUUGAUUUGUAUCCAGAAUUCUACGAAAGCUUCAUCAAUAAUCUCGAAAUAACCUACAAUAUGCGCGAUGAUGAACAGAGUGGUGUAGAGUUAAGACAUAGGUAUUUGCGAUCGUCCGGCCAAGAUAGAGAGCGAAAUAGUGAAACUAGAUCAUAUAGGAUAGCUAAUCUUCAAACGUUACCGCAGAGUAGACAUGAUAUGGGACAAGAUAGAGUGUCGGUUAGUCAGAUGAGUGAUAACGAUGUGGACUUCACAGCAGAUGAAUGUCGUCGUCAACAGUACAGCAUAUCAGGGAUGUUUACACACAUUAAGAGAAGUAUCCCCGAUCUGAGAUCCAUUAAGCAUCAACCGUUAGAAAAUAUUGAGAGUCCCAAACAUACAGCAAGUCACAAGCAUAGCCCGACAGUUCAAUCCCUGAAAGGAGCAACCACACUGUCGGCUGUUACGGGAUCCGCAGCAGCGGACACGGUGACACUGAGUGCCGUGGCGUCCAAGUUGUGUACGUGUGGUGUCACGAAGGAAGAGGACAAGGGGGAGACGACGGUGUCACAGGAAACGGUGAAGCCACAGACGUCAACGACGGAUGUCUCGAGUUUGGCAAAUCAGCUCAAUGAGAUCACACAGCGAAUAGAUGGACUUGAGACGACACUGCGAAAGGAUGUACGUACCAUCCUGGAUAUCUUGCAUCAGCAGCAGCAGAUACAGAUGCAAAUACAGCUGCAACAGCAACAAUCAGCCACCAAACAGGCCAUGACCACAUCAUACCAGCCGUCCGAGAGUGAUUUCUCCUUUGAUAUGUGCACGGCGGCCGAUAAGGCGUCCGCUGCCAGUCAGACGCCCCGGGGUAAUGUCCAGCGGUCCGUGUCGCAACCCGAGUGCGCCAAUGAGAAAAGCCUUUUCAAGUGCUCAAAGUUUUCAUCCUUCAACCAAACAAUGGAGGAUGCGGACAACUGGACAGUCUUUGCACCAAUCGCCAAGCUCGAGUCCUUGGAUGAAAUUGAUCAAGAUAGCAAACAUUCCAAUCAAGAUAAAUCACAAUAGUAGUACGUAAAGGACAUUUUUGUCAACUUCUUCAGCCUAAAUAGAAAAAAAAAGAAUCUUUGCACAUUUUAUCUUAAUGAAAAAAAAUCUGCCGAGUUAUUUUUUCUGCAAUAUGUGUGCUUUGUGAGAUUUUCUCCGUGGUGGAUGUAACAAAAAAAUAAAUUUCCCAUCACUGCCUUUUGAAAGAAGAAAAUUGUAUGGAAAAUAUGUGGAGGAAGUCUCAUUUGCCGAACAAAAAAAAAGCGCCAGCAGUGUUAGUAUAAAUGCAGCAAAAUUCGCUCAAUUUAUAGUGAAAGAACAAAGCAAAAAAAUCGAAUGAAUGAGAUUUAAUUGAAAUUUUCAAAAAAAAAAAACGUACCUUGAGAAGCAAAGAAAAAGACAAUUGAGAUUCAUUAUUUUAAUUGUACUUUAAUUGUUUUAAAAAAAAAUCCCUUUUUCGCUGGAAGACAUCGUGAGGUUGACAUGAGUGAUGAAAAAAAAAUGUGGAUAUACUCGCAAAUUUUAGGAAAAAAAAUCUUUUAAAAUUUAUUAUUAUUAUUGUAAAAAAUUCUUAAUCAGCAGCAAUGUAAAGAAGAAAAAAUCAGAGAUCUCGAGAUUGUAGAUUUAGUGUAUUUAGGCGUCCGAAUAAUUAAUUUGCUGGCUUCGAAAAUUGAAUAUCUUGAGCCAAAAAAAUGCGAUAAAAUCAUAAUCUCAUGCCACGCGUGGACUAAAAGUCUGUAAGAUUAAGACAGUAUACAUAUAGUUAAUUCAUCCAUUAAAUAAUUUUCUCCUGGAAUUGAGAAGAAAUUUAUCUCAAUUGAUAUUUUACCUCCUUCGCCUUCCUCCGCCCCAAAAUAAGAGUCCAUUUUAACAUAAAUUUGACCACAAAAUCUUAUUAAGCAACAUAUUUUCACUCUAAUCUAAAAACAUAAACAUACACAAAAUAGAAAAGCUGUACGUGACAAGAAAGCUCCCAAUGGGAUUUAUGCUUAAACCUCGUUAGAUAAAAUAUAAACUUAAUUUACUAUGAGAGAGAGCCAAAGAUAAUUUCUCCAUAAAUUGCCGACUAAUUUUCCCUUCGUUCCCCUCUUCCAACGUUCUAAUAUCUGUAGCUGUUUUUAGUUAAUAUUUAUUGCUUUAAAUUUCAUAAUCUCCAAUACAAAUUUUAUCUUCUCCUAAUUUAUCUUUCAAAGAAAGAACAAAACGAUGCGAAAAAUUAAUGAAUUUUUAAUAUUUCCAAAAAACAAAUAAUAAAAAUAAUUCGAAUUCUGCUUUAGAUGAUAAAAAAAUAUGUAAAUAGUGAUAGUAUAAUUUACAUUUUUAUUGCAAAUUCAUUUAAAUUUCAUAUAAUGAGGCCUUUUAGAAUGUAAAAAAAAAGAAACAAAAUAAUAUGAGAAAGAAUCGAUAGGGAAGAAUUCUCAUUUGCAAAUAAAAAUUCAUCCAGCAAUGUUCAUAUUGAAAAAAAAAGCAGCAGCAGCAUUACAAUUUAUGAGAAUAAAUAAAUAAAUUAAUGGUUUCACGUAGCGAGUGUCGAUGAUAUAUUCGGCAUAGUUUUUAAAUUUUUAAACAAAAAGAUUUAUUUCAAAUCUUAGCCUUUUAAUAAUAAUAAAAAAUAAAUAAUAUUUAUAGAAGUUUGUGCAACAUCCUUAAUUUUUUUAUAUUUUAUUUUUAGAUCAAAACGAAAUUCCCUAUAUAGCAAUAGAACAGCUUAAAUUCUUUCUUUAUUUUAUUAACAAAUUUAUUAUGUCGCCUAAAGAAUUCUUUCCCAUUUAGUAAAUUCGCUUAGUUAGAGAGAAAAAAGAAAACAUUUUCUCAUUUCAAAGCUGCUUUAAAAUACGAUCCCUUUCAUAUAAAAAAAAAUUGCGGUGCAAAAGAGAAGGAAAACCACUAGAAUUUGCCUCAAUGUAUUUUAUAACGUAAAAAAAAUUAAGAAACAAAGUGCGAGAAGAUUUAGAUAUUUGUGGUAAAAAAAAAUAUCAGCAGGAGUAUCAAAGAAUCGAAUGCCAUGUGUAUAAAAAAAUAUUUGUAAUUUUAUGCUUCACUGCAUCAAUUAAUAAAUAAAAUUAAAUUUAAUAAAAAAAAAUACAUUUCAAUGAUCAAUUUACCACAAAUUUUGUAAAUAAACAUUUGCGAUAUACCAAAGAAAUGAUAAAAUUUCAACAAUAAACAAUUUUCCAAAGUAAAAUGUAAGGAAAACAUUAUAGGAAGAAAAGUAUUUUGAAUGGAUGAAACAUCAAGGAAAUUGUUGAAAAAAAUAUUCUUGUUGCUACAUUUAAAUAAUAACAAAAAUACAAAAAAAAGACAAUUUGUGGAAUGGUUAGAGGAUGAAUUUUGAGAGAAUGCGAGUGCACAAAAAAAAUUGUCACACGCUUCAUUUUGGGGAAAGAGUUGAAAGGAAAAGAACAAAAGAAAAUUUAAAAGAAUUCAUUAUGAAUGCGAGAAAGUUUUUAAUAAAAAAAAUGUGAAAAUAAAAGAAA